Naegleria lovaniensis is the source of this 2610-nucleotide messenger RNA. RefSeq lists its product as uncharacterized. The transcript is spliced from 4 exons. Lineage: Eukaryota; Heterolobosea; Eutetramitea; Acrasida; Naegleriidae. The record is from RefSeq and is a predicted model, not a curated record. The coding region runs from base 1 to 2610 and encodes 869 amino acids. Gene Ontology annotation, molecular function: oxidoreductase activity, acting on the CH-CH group of donors; flavin adenine dinucleotide binding.
AUGAUAUCAAAUCCAUCAUCCUCAGCCCAACCACCAAUCAUUCACAUCCGACCCCAGCAUCUCUUUCCUGUAGAAGCCUUUGCUAAAUAUCUACAGGAACACGCUUCAGAAUUGUUGAUCCACACGAACGAUCAUUCUCAUCCUUCAACAAGUGGAGUCCAACUCGCAUUGAAAAGUAUUCAACAAUUUUCCGAUGGACAAUCGAAUCCAUCGUUCAAGGUGGUGUGUACGAUUCGGUUUUCAUCAUCAUCAUCACUCCUCACCAAGGAAUUGGUGUUGAGAAAGAAGCCUCCUGGAAAGCUCUUACCAUCAGCUCAUGAUAUUUAUCGGGAAUAUGCUAUUAUGAAGUCUCUCCAUUCCAUUCAAUUUCCAGUUCCUUAUCCCUAUUUUUAUUGUAGAGAUGAGAAAAUUAUUGGCACUGAAUUCUAUGUGAUGGAAUUUAUUCAAGGAAGAAUCUUUAAGGAUGGAACUUUUGCAGAAAUGCACAAAUCAUCAUUGGAAUUGUUAAAGAAUCAUGAGGCGACAUUGAAUGGUCCAGAAAAAUUGAAGCCACAAGAUCGAAGAGAAAUGAUGACUGAUUUUAUUAGAACUUUGGCACGACUGCAUCGAGUGGAUUUUAUGCAAUUUGAAUUGUUGAGACCUUUAUUUGCAUCAAAUCAAAAGAAUAAGACAAAGGAACAACAAACAAAUGCAAGCUCAUCAGUAGCAGAGGGUUCACACCAGUCACAAAAGAAAUCUCAGCAAGAGAGAGAUUCUUCAACAAAAAACACGUAUUAUGAAAGACAAAUUACAACAUGGACUCGUCAAUAUCUUGCUUCUGAAACUCAUGAAAAUGAUUCAAUGAAUCGUCUCAUGAAAUGGCUACCAAAGAAUAUACCCAAAGAGACUGAAAGUGAUCAAUUAACACUUGUGCAUGGUGAUUACAAAUUUGAUAACGUUAUUUACCAUCCUACUGAGAAUCGAAUUAUUGCAGUGUUAGAUUGGGAGCUAGCAACAUUAGGGCAUCCAAUUGCAGAUUUGUCAUAUUCAUGCAUGUAUUAUCAUUUCCCAAGAAUUCCUGGAUUUUCUGGUUUAAGAGGAACAAACUUUCAACAAUCGGGCGUGUUGACAGAGAACGAAUGUCUUGAAUUAUACACUUCAUUCACACAACGAUCCAAGAUUGACAAGUGGCACUUUUAUUUGUCAUUCUCCAUCUUUAGACUUGUUGGUAUCACUCAAGGAGUUUACAAGAGAUACAAACAAGGAAAUGCAAGCAGCGAUUAUGCAUUACAUAUUGGAAUGCUUGCUGGUACAUUAUCAGAUGUUGCUUGGGAGCUUAUUGUCAACGCUGAAGGCGACCAUCUUACUGUUUGUGAAGGAGGUAUUCAAUUUGGACUUUCUCCAAAAGCACUCACACUUAAAACUAAAGUUGAAAAUUUCAUGAAAGAGCAUGUAUAUCCUGCAGAAGAAAUAUUCCAAGAACAGCACCAUAAACAAACAGAUCGAUGGCAAGUACCUCCCAUUAUUGAAGAAUUGAAACGAAAGGCCAAGGAACAAGGACUAUGGAACUUUUUCUUGUGUCAACAUAAUGAGAGGGAACCCAUCACCACUGUGGAGUAUGCCAUUCUUGCAGAAAUUAUGGGAAGAAGCUUUAUUGCAUCAGAAGUAUUUAAUUGUAAUGCACCUGACACUGGAAAUAUGGAAGUUUUGAUGAAAUUUGGGACUCCUGAACAAAAGGAACAAUAUCUAAAACCUCUCCUCAAUGGUGACAUUCGAUCGUGUUUUUCAAUGACUGAAUAUGGAAUUUCGUCAAGUGAUGCCACCAAUGUAAGCUCAACCAUUAGAAAAUCAGAAGAUGGCAAACACUAUAUUAUUAAUGGUGUGAAAUGGUUUAUCACUGGAGCAGGCGAUCCAAGAUGUAAAUUUACCAUCUUUAUGGGAGCAACCAAUCCAAAUCAUCCAAGUCUACACCACAGACAAUCCAUGGUGUUAAUUCCUAUGGAUGCACCUGGUGUGAAAUUGGAAAAACCUGCCUCAACGUUUGGACUCGACGACGCACCAUCGGGACAUAUGGCCAUUUCAUUCACCAAUGUUAAAGUUCCAAUUUCUAAUUUAAUAUUUGAAGAAGGACAAGGUUUUAACAUUGCACAAGCUCGUUUAGGCCCAGGACGUGUUCAUCAUUGUAUGAGAUUAAUUGGAUUAUCUGAACGAGUUUUUGACCUCAUGGUCUCAAGAGCAAAACAAAGAAAGACAUUUGGCAAAAAUUUGUCACAACAUGCCAUCAUUCAACAGUACAUUGCAGAAUCAAGAAUUGAAAUCGAACAAGCAAGAUUACUUGUUCUCAAGGCUGCUUACAUGUUAGAUCAAGUAGGUGCCAAACAUGCUCGCUCCGAAAUUGCCAUGAUCAAAAUUGCUGUUCCAAGAGCAUGUAAAAAUGUUGCCGAUCGUGCCAUUCAGAUAUUUGGAGCUGAAGGAUUAUUGACAUCACCCUCAGACAUCAAGUCACCACUUCACGAAGUUGCGUUUUCCAUUGCUCGAGUUUGGAUUGGCGCUCGUCAAUUACAAAUCGCAGAUGGUCCUGAUGAAGUACACAUGAUUAAUCUUGCCAAACAUCAACUCUCCAAAAUGUAA